CGUGUGUUGCCACAUUGCGCAAAUCCCAAAAACCAUCAGUUGAAUCAUCUUGUCGCUUGAAUUGUCGUUGAAAAUAGUUAGUUGGUUUUUGUUUUUUUCUUAAAUUACGACGCAAUGAAGUUUUUGUACGGAUUGGCAUUGGCUUUAAUCUUCUUUGAAGGAUUUAUAAGCCAAUGUGAAGGUGCAGGUGGGUCAGAAGAGGCAUCGACCAGUAUAAAUCUUAAAAAUCUUCCAAACAAUGUAUAUGAAGAAAUCCUAUUCAGGACCGGUUUCAGUGCAACGGAAAAAGCAGCAAAAGACCGCCAGAGAUCGUUAGGUGCUGUCAAGAACAUACUUGAAGAUCGUAUAAUUCAGAUCAUUCCAAUGAAUUGGGACGACGAAGAAAUAAGAGAAGUCGAUCAAAGACAUCGAGGAGAUAACAUUUAUCUCAAUAUCUACGGUGGCAAAAGAAUACUAUCACUUUUUAAGAACUUUGGUGACCUUAUCAAGAAGAUUAAAAUUGACAAAUACAAACGCCAUCAGAUAAAUGAAAAUAUUGUCAAAAAUUUCAAGAAGCUGGAAACACUGAAUGUGAUUGCAUCAAAUAUUGAAAAAUUGAUUGAAAUUAAUGCAUUCAUUACAUAUUUCCCAUUUAUCAUGAAUCUUAAGGAAACAUUAGAAAGCUUUGGUAGAAAGAAACAUUUGAAUAUAAUAAGUCAAGAGUUAAAGCAAUCACAUAAACCAACAUGGAAGGUGAACUAUGUAAAUCCGAAAGCAAGCUAUGGGUACAUAUUGAUGCAGCGUAGCAAAUAA
Contarinia nasturtii (swede midge) is the source of this 792-nucleotide messenger RNA. RefSeq lists its product as uncharacterized. The coding region runs from base 115 to 792 and encodes 225 amino acids. The record is from RefSeq and is a predicted model, not a curated record. Lineage: Eukaryota; Metazoa; Arthropoda; Insecta; Diptera; Cecidomyiidae. The transcript is spliced from 4 exons.